Messenger RNA from Ilex paraguariensis (yerba mate), 2705 nucleotides. The record is from the annotation of a GenBank genome assembly. Lineage: Eukaryota; Viridiplantae; Streptophyta; Magnoliopsida; Aquifoliales; Aquifoliaceae.
AUUUCGCCAAUCCGUAGAAAAUGCUGAGAAGAGUAGUGCUACAGGCUGCGACGCAUCGUCGUCGUCGUCCCUUCUUACCUUCUUCAAUAUAUGCAUUUCGACAAUGUUCAAUUUCUGCCUCUUCUUCUUCUUCGUCAGAGUCAUCUCAAAAUUCAAACAGUUCUUUCGUCGAACACUUGGAGGGCCCAAACCAAUCCACCGAAACCACUGCUCAAUCCUCUACCACAAUCUCUAUCGACCGCUCUGGCUUAUACAAUCCCCCUGACCAUUCUCACCAACCGUCGUCGGAUUCUGAGCUUGUUAAGCAUCUCAAAGGCAUAAUCAAGUUUCGAGGCGGGCCAAUCUCAGUUGCUGAGUAUAUGGAGGAAGUUUUGACAAAUCCGAAGGAUGGUUUCUAUAUGAAUCGGGAUGUGUUUGGAGUAGCAGGCGAUUUUAUAACUUCUCCCGAAGUGAGCCAGAUGUUUGGAGAGAUGGUUGGUGUUUGGGUAAUGUGUCUGUGGGAGCAAAUGGGACAACCAAACAGAGUGAACUUAGUUGAGCUGGGUCCAGGAAGAGGAACUCUCAUGGCUGAUCUUCUACGUGGUGCAUCGAAGAUUAAGAAAUUUACAGAAUCACUUCACAUACACAUGGUUGAAUGUAGUCCAACUUUACAGAAGCUCCAACAUUGUAGCUUGAAGUGUACAGAUAAGGAUGAUGCUGAUGGAAAUUUAGAGAAACAAAUUAUUAGCAAGUUGUCUGAGACUCCUGUAUCAUGGCAUGCCACACUGGAGCAAGUUCCAACUGGAGUGCCGACAAUUAUUAUUGCCCAUGAGUUCUAUGAUGCCCUACCAGUUCAUCAAUUUCAGAGAGCUUCUCGUGGCUGGUCUGAGAAAAUGAUUGAUGUUGCAGAAGAUUCAUCGUUUCGUUUUGUUUUAUCUCCGCAGCCUACACCUGCAUCUCUCUAUAUCAUGAAGCGCUGCAAGUGGGCUGAGAGAGAAGAAAUAGCAAAGCUUGAUCACAUUGAGGUUUGCCCAAAAGCAAUGGACUUGACUCAAAAUAUUGCUAAGAGAAUAAGUUCUGAUGGCGGUGGGGCACUCAUAAUUGAUUAUGGUUUGAAUGGAAUAGUUUCAGAUAGUCUUCAGGUUUGGUGCCUCCUGUUGUUGAUUGUACUCCUCACGUGUUUUAGUAGAUAAUUAGAGGCCGACAUUCUCUGGAUGGAAUUUUUCUGCUUUUGCUUUGGAAAUUGAACUUUUGCUUAUCUUACUAUAUACAAUCCAGGACACACUAUCGUUGGGGUCCAGUCAUCGGUUUUUCCUUUUGGGUCCAAAAUCUGUGCUUGUAAGCAUUUAAGUAAUUUGGUUUGUGCACACUUGUUUAAUUUAGAACAUUGAAACCCUGGUUAUGAAGUAUGCUGAAAAAUAACACAAUCUUGUACUUAUGCCAUCCAAGAAGCCUGGAUACUUCUACAAAGAAGACAUUAUGUAUUGUGUAUUUUAUCAGACAACCAUAUGUAUUGGACAUAGGUGUAUGAUACUCGAUAUAUCCAAAUUUGGAAAACAUCUAAUACGUCCUAAUGCAUCACUCUUUAUAAUGUUAUAUACUGUCUUGACUAUAGAAAAUGUUGUGUGAAAUUGUAUGUUUUUUCAGUUGCUAGCUACGAGUUUUGGACCCUUGACUCCUCCCUUCUCCUUCCUUAAGAUACCAUGUCAAUAUUUAACAAACUAUGCUACAGCGGCUUUGGCCAUUGUCUGUGAGUGUAUAUCAUACCCCAACUAUUUUUCGAAUUCAAAGCCAUCAUGUCCCUGAGACUAUAACUAGCUUUCCCUUAGCUUCUGUUUUCAAUUGGAUGUUCUCACCUUGUAGUACAUUUUUGCAGGCAAUUCAAAAACAUGAGUUUGUUAACAUACUGGACAAUCCUGGCUCUGCUGAUCUGAGUGCAUAUGUUGAUUUUGAGGCAGUUAGGCACUCUGCGGAAGAAGUUUCAGGUGUGCAUUCUUAUGUGCUAUUGUGUUAGUUUGUAGUAAUUAUGGAAAGGAAAAAAGAGGUACUGACAGGUACUAAAAUAGAAAAUGUGCAGUAGAUUACAUAAAAUUGAAUAUUUUUGCAGAAGAUGUGUGUGUUCAUGGUCCAAUCACUCAGUCUCAGUUUCUUGGUUCUCUUGGGAUAAAUUUUCGGGUUGAAGCAUUGCUGCAGAGGUGCACAGAAGCACAAGCCGAGUCUCUGAGGACAGGCUACUGGCGUUUGGUGGGCGAAGGGGAGGCCCCAUUUUGGGAGGGUCCUAAUGAGCAGACACCCAUUGGGAUGGGUACUCGAUAUUUGGCAAUGGCUAUUGUGAACAAGAAGCAAGGCAUUCCAGUUCCAUUUCAAUAAAAGCAUUCAAUAAGGUUUUAUGUUGUAGUCAUAUGCAGAACACACACCUAUUGUCCUACACGUCUCAACGACGGGUUCGUUGCGCAAUUUCGGAAAAUCUUUGUGAAUGUUUUUGUCUUUGACAAUCCUUAUUGGGGUAAUCAUAUCCAUAUUCUUUAUACCUUUUUUGGGGGGUUAAAUAGAAUUCUCUUACUAAUGCUUGUUGCGCGAUCAUAUGAAACGCUUCUCGCUGAAUUUUCUGGUUUUUUGAUGCAUUGACAGGCCACAGUUGGCAAUUUGGGUUGGGUUUUAAAGCAUGGGCUCCUAACGGUUUGGGCUUUGAAGUUGUUGACCAAUGAAAAUGAUUCAUGAGUGAG